Messenger RNA from Acaulospora morrowiae, 2729 nucleotides. The record is from the annotation of a GenBank genome assembly. Lineage: Eukaryota; Fungi; Glomeromycota; Glomeromycetes; Diversisporales; Acaulosporaceae.
GAUCUCAGAGAGAAGGUGAUUGGAUGGCUCUUGACGUAGGAAAACGUCCUAAGAAAGAACUUGCCUGCUCACCUAUCACACAAUGCAUCUGUCAGAGCUUUAGGAAUAGAGUUGGAGAAUUUGGCAGGUACACCGGCACCAAAAAUUUUAGGAAACCUGUUACACCGGUGUUUCUCACACCUAAUGCUGCCUUGUAUGCGAGAAAAUUUUCACACCCGUCUUUCCUUGUCAAACACAGCUAUCGAUCCAAACAAUUUAAGGUUUUUGUUUAUUCAUCUGGAUGUCCAAAGAGAAUUGCCAUUGCUGACGCACGACUCACACGCACUUGGAGUUUGAUGACCUUUCCAUGCAAGCUAAAAUUGUUCCCAUUUGCAUCAUACUUUCGUAAUAUAGCCAAGCGUGAAUGGAUGAAGAACUUUUGGCGUGAUACCUUUCGUUCGUUGAAAUUACCCAGGCGCUGGCAUGGACACGAAGUUAGGCUGGGACCGUACUUUGAUCUUGCGGUAUUGGAGAAUUUCGGGUUUAGUUUAUGUUCGAAAUUCUACACGCAUGUCCUCAACACCGCGAAACUGGUCUGGUUAGAAGAACACCAAGAUUUUUACUUGACCUGGACGUCGAUAUCUUCGUGGCAACUUACACACAGUGCUACCAAAAAUACACUGAAAAAAAACGAAACCUCUUUCUGUUAUUGUUGGCACACAAUACCAGAGCACGCGAACUCUAUCGGAACUCUUAUCACACAAGAUAUUUCCGUGAACAUGUUAGGCAUAUUAGCCAUAGGCUUCAACCUCUGGGCCUCUACAAUUAUCUUCUUCUGCAGGCCCAUUCUGUCGUUAGCCGAUGUCCUGUUCGAAGGUGCCGUGACGAAGAACGUGGGCUACCUAAUGGAUUCCUUCAGUUCUUCGGCAACGACGGAUAACACCAGCAGUCACACGUACAACAAGUAUAAUGAUAAUAGUGCAUUCAGCAGUUGGCCACACACAGCACCGACAGCGACGUCACGUCAUGGAAAAAAGAAGAGAUUACGAAACGUCACAUCCACUUCGAAUUCGAGCGGUAGGCUCUCGGGGGAACCAAAGCGUAGAUCGAUUGACGAAAAUUCUCUGUCAAGCAACAUGACCUCAGCAAGUUCGACGUCUCGAGACGGAAAGAGAAGAGACCAAACCUCCGUGCCCAUGAGAAUUCGCCAAUCGAUAAAGAGUCAUCAGUCGUUCCCACGCGUUGACAAUACUGUGAACCCCGUUUCAAUAACGAAACCAAAAUCUGUCAAGACCACCAUACGACACAUGCCCCCGGAGAUAAUGUUAUGCAUAUUCGAAUCGUUGCCUCACAAGGACAUUCACUCCUGUCUCUUUGUGUGCAACCUUUGGAAGGCUUUGCUCACCCCCCUGUUAUACAGGGCUCCUCAAAUCUAUCACCGGUUUUCCUUUUCCGCGACUUCCCCGACAGAUUCUCCGGUCCAGGACCCCAUGACCGCAAAAGACGACGUCACGUCCUCUGCCGCCGCGAAAUCGAAAUUGGCGUUAAACGCGAAAUCGAAACUUCCCUUGAAUUUUCCCAUCGAACGAUAUGGUCCGCUUAUUAAAAUUCUUGAUUUAAGCGAAAUCGAAGUUGUGACUGACGCCACCGUGCAAACCAUCGCUCUCACGUGCCCCAACUUGCGUCGCAUCAACCUGAAUCGAUGCACGCACAUCUCCGAUGCCGCAUUGGACUCCCUUUCGGCUCAUCGUUGCGCGACCUCCUUGACGUCCGUGAGUUUGGGUGGAUGCCGAAAGAUCACAGACGCUGGACUUAAGAUGCUGUCGAAAUCAUGUCAAGGGCUGACCUCUCUAAAUAUUGCUGAAUGUUGCAAGAUCACCGACAAAGGUGUUCAAAUGAUAGCUCGAGGAUGUCCAAAGCUAAGGCAAGUUCGCCUGUCGGACUGUCCGAGACUCGGCGAUCACUCGAUUGAGGCGUUAGUGAUGAAUUGCCCGCGCCUUUGUUGGUUGGAUGUUUCUCGAAUCGGUCACAUUACUAACUCGGCUGUCCAGUUGAUUGCCAACACCUGUCAAGAAAAUUUGGAAUGGUUGAAUUUGGCACGUCCUUCUCCGUGGGGUGUAAGCUACCCUUCGGCACUGGCCAAUCCUUCGCUACAUCCCGCGACCACACAUGUGCGUCGUCAUGAUAAUGACGAAAUAUCGGAUGUUUCGAUUGCAAUGUUGGCGCGACAAUGUCCAAAUCUUCAAUUACUCGAUCUCUCUUAUUUGAACGCCAUAACGAAUAAUGCAAUCAAUGUCAUAUCAAAUCACAGCUUUUCACUCGUGUGCCUUACCAUAAUUGGAUGCCGAUUGGUGACGUGUGACUCGCUGAGAUACCUGGCACAGCUGAGGAGAAAGUCGGGACAUUUAGGUUGCAUAACGAUGGGUGAUGCAGCCGGUAUCACCGAAGAAGAUAUUGAGAGUAUCACCAACGAACCGGAGGGUUUGUUGAGUGGAUGGCAAAAAAGUUCGGUUGACGAGAAUAGCUUAAAAGAAAUUAUAGGUGGUGCCAGCUGGGAGGACACGGGUGCUUGUCAACUGACGAAUGAACACCCGAUCGAUUCUGAACGAUGGUGUUUUUAUUUGGGAUUCAGUGUUUGGGUUGGUCCUUCAUCUCAUCAGAAUUCCAAAAAACUCACCCCGUUCAUGAACGCAUCGAACCCGCUUCAUCUGUCUCCCCCUUCCCCAUCUCCUCGUACGUACAUAAUUUGA